GGCCGGAUUCUCAUUGUUGGUUUCUCACUCAGUGAAGCAGUCGGCAGUGAGUGGCCCCUGUGAGUGUGAGUGGCCUCUGGCUGUGAGGGAGACUCGCUCUCCCGUCAUUAUCCAGAAUGAGGAGCCGCUCACUGCUUCUGCUCCUUGUUGGUAUUUUUGGGGUCUGUGCCGAGGAGCCUCCCCCGGCGGCAGAAGCGCAGGAUCCAUGGGGGGAUUUCUGGCUUUUGCGCUUUCUGGUGAAUAUUGGCGGUUAUGCGACCAUAGUGGUACCAGGAUUUCUGAUCAUCAGAUACUUCAAGAGCAAAAAUUAUCUGGAAACUGGUCGCGGGCUUUGCUUUCCUGUGGUGAAAUCCUGUGUUUUUGGGAAUGAAGCUAAGGUCCCAGAGGAACACAUUUCCAGCACGCAGACUGAUGCCCAAAGCUCCACUACACAACAGGCCUGCAAGCUCAUUUUCUGUGCUGCUGGGCUCCAGGUUUCUUAUCUGACCUGGGGUGUUUUGCAAGAACGAGUUAUGACCCGUACUUACAGUACAGAAGUUGGAAAAGUAGGUGAGCGUUUUCGAGACUCUCAGUUUCUGGUUUUCAUGAACCGAAUCUUGGCACUAACGGUGGCCGGAAUCUACUGUGCUGUCACCAAGCAGCCACGCCAUGGUGCCCCCAUGUAUAAAUACUCUUUUGCAUCUCUCUCCAACAUUCUCAGCAGCUGGUGUCAGUAUGAGGCUCUCAAAUUUAUCAGUUUUCCCACUCAGGUUUUGGCGAAAGCUUCCAAGGUGAUCCCAGUCAUGCUGAUGGGAAAGGUAGUCUUUCACAAGAGCUACGAGUACUGGGAGUACCUGACGGCAGUCCUCAUUUCUGUGGGUGUCAGCAUGUUCUUAUUGUCCAACGGGGGAAGUGAGCGGGCAACAAGUGUCACCACAUUCUCCGGCGUGGUCAUCCUGACCGGAUAUAUAGCCUUUGACAGCUUCACCUCUAACUGGCAAGACUCCCUCUUCGCGUACAAGAUGUCCUCUGUACAAAUGAUGUUUGGGGUGAACCUCUUCUCCUGUCUAUUUACAGUGUUCUCUCUGCUGGAACAGGGGGCCUUGCUGGAAGCCAUCCAUUUCAUGGUACGACACCCCGAUUUCGCAUUCCAUGCAUCAUUGCUUUCCAUCUGCUCAGCGUUUGGCCAACUCUUCAUUUUUUACACAAUCAGCAAGUUUGGAGCUGCAGUUUUCACCAUAAUCAUGACUCUGCGCCAGGCUCUGGCCAUUCUACUAUCCUGUCUACUCUAUGGUCAUCCCGUUACUGCGGUGGGCUCAGUGGGGGUGGCUGUUGUAUUCCUUGCACUUUUCCUGCGAGUUUACGCCCGAGGCAGAAUGAGAAGAAAGGGGAAGAAAGCCAUCGACACCCCAGUGGUGCAGAAAGUGUGAACAUAGCGAGACUGUGGGGACUUGGCUGGGAGAGAGUGCAGGAUUAAACACUCGGACGUCUCUUUAUUUUUAUUACUUUUCUUUUAGCAAUGUGGUGCUUUUUGAAUUCCACUGUAUUUUCAGGCCAUAGAUUGUCACAAGGGACUCUUUAGAGCGACAAAUUAGAAUAGCCUGAUAUCCAAGGAUGUUGUCUAUUGAAAUUCUAUUUGUGAUUAUUUUUUAUUCAUGCACAGGAUGUACUCUGAUAUUAAAUGGUACUUUUCCUCUUG
This is a messenger RNA of Pelobates fuscus (common spadefoot toad), 1678 nucleotides long. It is a transcript of the gene SLC35B2, whose product is annotated as solute carrier family 35 member B2. The record is from RefSeq and is a predicted model, not a curated record. Gene Ontology annotation, cellular component: endoplasmic reticulum membrane; Golgi membrane. The transcript has 4 exons. Gene Ontology annotation, molecular function: 3'-phosphoadenosine 5'-phosphosulfate transmembrane transporter activity. Gene Ontology annotation, biological process: transmembrane transport. NCBI's taxonomy places the organism in Eukaryota, Metazoa, Chordata, Amphibia, Anura, Pelobatidae. The coding region runs from base 117 to 1409 and encodes 430 amino acids.